CGCGGAGGUGAUGCUGAAGACGCUCUCGGCUUCUCUCAGAUCUGAGACUGUUCCUAAAUGAUCAGCCGCACCUGUUGUCAUAGAAACGGUCACCAGCAGAGAGACGGAGGUCCACGGCAUCGCGAGCAGGAACCGCCGCUGGAGAACAAGACUAAUCCACAGAGCCUGGCCUGGAUUCUGCGUUCAGACAUCAGGACGAGAUGGAUCAGCUCGAGCGCCGCGCCGUUGAGGAGGAGCUCCAGACAUCCCAGAAAAUAAAGUGUUUGAACGACGGAGGAUACGAGCUGCAAAAUCAUCAGAUGGUGACAGACGUGGAGAAUAACAUCACAGUGAACACACAUCCACUGGAGAGCACAGUACUGAUCAUCCAGCAUGACUGGCGAGACUUCCUGCAGACACAGGAUAUCCUGGAGAAGAGAAGCCCCUCCCCUCCCUCUCUGUCCUCAGACAAGAUGAGCACGUCCAUCAGCAUGAUCACCCUAUCAGACGGCAGCACCCCCGUAAGCCCCGCCCUCUUUCCUCUUCCGCAGGCUGAUGGUGUAGAUGCAGGAGUUUGAGGUGUUUGCCAGGUUUAGGUCAGUUUGGUCUGAAAGUCGUGCCGUUGUGGAGCAUCAAAUGUAUUUGGUAAUGCUUGUUUUCAGACAUGUUCCCUGGUAGUAAUUAAGGUAUUAUUUGACAUACCUUUGACACACCUAUUAUAUUAUGUAUUAUAUAUUAUGUAAAUAAGGAUAUGGGGCAGUUGUUCUUCUGUGCUGAGAAGAUUGUGACUGUUUUGUUGUUUGAUUAAAUCUUAUGGAAUCUGAGUAUCUCACGCUCGGUUGAGUAUCUCAUAUGUGACCAGAAGAGGGAUCUGUUGUUUAGGCGUUAGUGUACAGUACAGGUUAACACACACACACACACACACACACACAC
Messenger RNA from Sinocyclocheilus grahami, 912 nucleotides. Its product is annotated as IQ domain-containing protein J. The transcript has 6 exons. The record is from RefSeq and is a predicted model, not a curated record. Lineage: Eukaryota; Metazoa; Chordata; Actinopteri; Cypriniformes; Cyprinidae. Bases 201 to 557 code for a protein of 118 amino acids.